AUGAGUGGGCACUAUAUCUGGAGCUGGUAUCACUCCUCUCUGAUCGGAUGUCCGCUCGACUACGCCUUCGUCCUAAUGAUGGAGGUGCCUGAGUUGUGGAUAGGCGUUGUUCCUGGUGAGGGAGAUAUUCAACAGCAUAAUCACCCAGAUGGGGCGGAAAACAGAGUCGUUUCAGCGGGCCAUAGGAGGGGGCUACAGCUGUCGGACCUGUGUUGCCUUGGCGAUGAGGACUCAGCCCAGAGUUUAUGCUCAGCCCUCCAGCAGCAGCAGCAGCACCGGACGACAGAGGGACGGAGUCAUAGCCAAGAGUCAGGAGAGGAGGAGUCACUGGGUGGAAACACCUCCCACCCAGGUGUUCACCUGUCUGGCCCCGCCCUGCUGUGUCAUCUGUAUGGGUGGCUCCGCCCCUCACUGCUCCAGGUAACCCUGCUGAGGAUGACCUCUGACCUACUGGCCCUCCUGCCCCCUCAGGCCCUCAGGUGUGGUAUUCUCUACUGUGAGAACCAGCCUGUCUUUGAUUGGUCUGGACUUACCCAUGCCCUGGCACUAUUGGCUGCUGUAGUGUGCCACGCCCUGGUCCAGCAGGUGUGUGAGCGUCACAGCAGGAUGACUGAGGUCAGAGUUCAGACAGCGCUGACUGGAGCCUUGUAUAAACAGGCCCUGUCCCGGUGCAGUAUUCCUGGGUGUCUACCCUCCCCUGCCCCAUCGUUAACCCCACUCCGGGCUGACAUUGGAAGGUUAUCAGAGCUCCCAGUCUCCCUGUCUGCCCUGUGGUCUUCCUGGGUGCAGGGGACAGUGUGUGUGUGUCUGCUGUGGAGAGAGCUGGGUCCCUCUUCUCUGGCGGGACUGGCUGUAUUGUUACUGCUGGUACCGCUCACCUCUGCUGUACAACGCAGGGCAAGACUAUUACAGAGAAGCCAGGAGAGCGUGAGGGGAGAACGACAGCAACUCGUGCAGGAGAUGCUGAACGGAAUCAAAGUCUUGAAGUUGUUGGUCUUGGAGGCGUGGUUCCAGUGCAGAGUGGGCAUUGCCAGAGAGAAGGAGCUGGAGACGCUGAGGAUUCUGGGAUUCCUGACGGCCUUCUCCCUAUUGGACCGCGUCUGCGUGCCUUUCCUGGUGUGUGUGUCCAGUUUGGGUGUGUAUGUGCUGGUGGAUGAUGGUAACGUUCUGACAGCAUCUCAGGUGUUCACCUGUGUUUGUCUGUUCACACUGCUACGCUCACCUUUUAACCUACUGCCCUCCCUGGCACUGCACCUCACACAGGUGUGUGUUUGUGUGGUGGGUGUGUGUCAGACCGGUCUGUUAGCCGUGUGGACCAGACAGGCUAAAGAACUACAGGGGCUGGAGGAGUGGAGAGAACUACGAGACUCACGACUAUCUGUCUACGCUGUACUGGGGCUGCUGCAAGCUCUGUCCGUGUGCUGUGUAGCAUUAGCAGUAACUGGUGGUUCUCUGAAGGCGUCUGCCAGUCUCCACUCUGAGCUGCUCUUUGCUCGGCUCCGCCUUCCUCUCAGAUUCUACCAGAUCACGCCCUCUUCUCUGGUCCUGCGCAGCCUAUCACAGGAGAUGUACGUGAUUGACGAGCUAGUCCCCGCCAACCUCCUCUCCUGGCUCUCCUGUUGGCUGCAGGUGUUUGUGACAGUGCUGCUGAUUGGCUACAUCUCCCCUCUCUUCAUCCUGAUAGUUCCGGUGCUGACUUACCUCUUCCUCACAAUACAGUCACACAGGGAUGAGGUCACCAGUGGUAGUCAUGAAGACCCCUUGACCCGUUGCUAUGGUGCCCUCAACGAGAACCUGGUGUGUCGCUACAACUGCAUUUUAUUGGACAGGUGGGUGUCAGUGUGGUUGGAUGCCUUUGCAGGACUGGUUCUGUUCCUGGUCUCUGUGACUCUACUGGACUCUGAGGUAGACCCCAGUACUGUAGGACUGGUCCUGACUUACACCCUCAGCCUGAGAGAGGUUCUUCAUCUCCUGGUCCAAGCAAGCUGUGGCGUAGAGAGCAGUGCUGGUGCCAUCCAGAAGAUGGACCAACAUGCACACAUGGAGAGAGAGCCCCCCUGGUCUGUGCCCUGUAGAGCACCCCCGAGCUGGCCAAAGGAGGGAGUGGUGGAGUUCAGGAGCUAUGAGACGGAGCUUAACCCAUCACCCGCUGAACUGUCUUUCUGCACCCGGACCAGAGAGAAGGUUAGUGUGGUGAGCAGAUCAGGAGCAGAGCUGGACGCUAUAACCAGUUCUCUCUUCCGAUUGGUGGAGGGCAGAAGGGGCGUGUUGAUGAUUGACGGGGUGGACAUCUCUAGUGUGGGACUCCACGACCUUCGCAGUCGGUUGGCGGUCAUAACUCGGGUUCCAACCCUGUUCUCCUGUUCACUGCGCUCCAACCUGGACCCCUGGGGUUGCCAUGGGGAUGCCCAAGUGUGGCAGGCACUGGAGAGGUGUCACCUGAAGGAAAGGGUCAGCUUGCUGCCAGGACAGCUCCUCUACCCACUACACCACGGAGGGGCCGGGCUCAGCUCCAGUGAGAGGAGGCUGCUGUGUGUGUGUCGUGCCCUGUUGAAGGGUUGUGUUGUCCUGGUAGUGGAGGACCCUGUUCCCCCUGUAGACGUCCACACUGAGAGGCUGCUCCAGAGCAUCAUACACACACACUUCUCCCACUGCACCGGGCUGUAUCUAACACAGAACCCUGGGAACGUCACACACACUGACAGGGUGUUGGUGUUAGGGGGGCGUGUGGCUGAGUUUGACUGUGCCUCUGCUCUCCUCCAGAGGGGGGCACUGUUCUCCCAGCUGCUCUCUGAGACACAUAGAAACCAAGACACAGAAGAAGAGUGA
Molecule: messenger RNA, 2829 nt
Organism: Oncorhynchus masou masou (cherry salmon)
Lineage: Eukaryota; Metazoa; Chordata; Actinopteri; Salmoniformes; Salmonidae
Gene: abcc13
Product: ATP-binding cassette, sub-family C (CFTR/MRP), member 13
Biological process (GO): transmembrane transport
Cellular component (GO): membrane
Molecular function (GO): ABC-type transporter activity; ATP binding
Source: RefSeq, a predicted model, not a curated record